AUGGCAUCGGUUGACAAUAUUAAAGAUGAAGACACCACGUUGCAUCUAGGGGAGAACAACUUUCAAGAAAAUUGGAUUAGACUUGGGGAAUACUUAUGUGAAAUGCGUCGAGUGCGUGAUUUCACUACAGUUGAUAUUGGCAUUAUCUGCGCCAAUAUGGAAACAGACUUUCUGCACAGUAGUGUUGGAGCGAUACAUUCAACUUUUAUUCGUGGAAUGCUAUACAACCAGCAAACACCAUUAUGCAUCACACUGCCUAACUGCCAAUUUUAUGUUGUAUCAGCAGUUAUUGACUGGAUGUAUAGGGGUGAAAUCCGUGUAGAAAUAGGGAAUUAUGGAGAGUAUUUGAAAGUUGUGGGUGGUCUCCAAAUAGAAAGGUUGCAAAAGCAUUUGGAAGAUAUUUUGCAAUUACUAUCUGCAAGAAGUGAUUCCAUUAUUCACUGCAUCAAUAUCGCAACCAAUCCAGAAUGCUGGGUUUCUUCCUCAACACGGAUUGAAAUUUAUAUGAAAUUUGUCACGGCUAUGGACACUUUAUCUGAUCAGGACAUUCAGAAGCUAACGCUCAAUUCUAUUGUGGCAUUAGUCGCUUCACCGCGUAUUGUGUCACAAGAUAAAAUUGACAUAAUUAACUUUGCUCUUCAGUGGUUAAUUUUGUUGAAAAGUCCAAACAAUGCUCCACAUAGAGAUUCUGUCCUUGGAUCAAUUCAUAUCGACCAUUUGGACCACAGGCAAAUGCUGUCAUUGGUACAGAAUCUACGUAAUCUUUUCCGGAAGCUCUCUGAAAGUCGGUUGUAUCCUGUUCAUGUCUAUCUUCGUCACAAGAAAGUAGUCGUUAGUGGGGAUCCGAAAAAAUAUGCAAAAACGAAUAAUGUGAUUGUACCACGAGUUUCCUCAACUUCCAGUGGAUCAUUGUCAGAUGACAGUUGCAGCACUACAUGCACAUUCACUCAACAGCACAUAGGGACGAGAUUCACCGAUUCACAGAUCUCUGAGAUUAGGAAGCUUCCUAAUUUCGAUGAGCAUCUGCGGGUUCGGAGAGAAGCAAUGAAUGGCAACGAGCAGCCGUUACUCAUUAAUCCCUUUUUGCGGCGAGAUUUUUUCAAGUUCCAGCGUAUUCCAAAGGAUUCGAAGAAACAUAAGGUUGCUCAACAACAGCAGCACCCACGAUAUGGGCACUAUCACAGUAACCAUUUGUUUCAUCUCAAAAAAUUUUCGCAAAAUCCCACAAAUUAA
Molecule: messenger RNA, 1233 nt
Organism: Thelazia callipaeda (thelaziosis nematode)
Lineage: Eukaryota; Metazoa; Nematoda; Chromadorea; Rhabditida; Thelaziidae
Source: the annotation of a GenBank genome assembly